Messenger RNA from Bactrocera neohumeralis, 6713 nucleotides. RefSeq lists its product as uncharacterized. The transcript has 10 exons. The coding region runs from base 1221 to 5855 and encodes 1544 amino acids. NCBI's taxonomy places the organism in Eukaryota, Metazoa, Arthropoda, Insecta, Diptera, Tephritidae. The record is from RefSeq and is a predicted model, not a curated record.
AAAAUAAUAACAAAAAGUGCUGUAAAUUAUUUUCGCAUGAAUUAACAACCGUUCGUGUUUUAUAUUACUGCAUAAAUAUUUUUAGUUUAGUUUGUUUUUAAUUAUCUAAAGCGCAGUGGCGUAGUUGUUGUAAACAAAUAAGCUAAAAAAUACUGGUUUUGGUGCAAAUUAUGCAAAUUUUUUGCAACAACAACAAUCAUAUAAUAACGAAUAUACACAAGUGUCAGUUUGUUGACUUUUGCAUGUGCAUGUGUGUGUGUACAGAAUUAAUUACUAAAGCCACUAAAGAGUCGAAGUAAAACGGGCGUUACUUGGCGCUUCGGGCAAAACAAAGUGAGACGACAAAGGAAACGAGGAGGCGAGAGAAGCUGUAUAAUCAGCUUACAAGAGCACAACACGACAUUUGGCCAAACGAACAAUACCAAACCAACGAGCGACAAACGAACGCCUAAGCGCUGCACCAACGCUGAUAAUGAGCAAUGAGUUGCAAUGAUGAAAUGAUGAAAUGACGGGGCGCAAUGCUGCUGACCGAAACGGAAAAGCAAAAAAAUCUAAGUAACUGUAAAAAAAUUUGAAAAAAGUUGGAAGCAGUUGAGACUGAAAUGAGCCCACUUGCAUACGGAUAUGCGCCGAUGAGUGAGAGUAAAGUAUAAUUGAGCGCAGCAAUAGAUGAAUAGACAGUCGGCUGCGAUUACAAGUCAAUGAGUGGCGACAAAAAAACACGAUUGGGCAACUGGAAACUACGCGACAAAAACGACAGUAAACAAGAAAAAAGUAGUAAACGGAAGCGCUGGCCCCAAAAGCACGCAAAUGAAAGUGUAAACGAACGACAAAAAAAAAAACUAAACGAAAUUCAAAACGAAAACAAAAGCAGAGGCGAAAACUUAGCCGCAUAAUCUUGCCAGUACCAAGUACCCAGAACCUAGAGAAACUUUCGCGUGCGGCGACCGGGCGAAAUUCGCAUUUAGUACCUUCGGUCCAAUCAACAGCCACACGAGUUGGCAGAUCGCGUGCAACGCAGCCAUUUCGUGCCAACGCUACUCAGCCAACAAAGCGCUGGCAGACAAGCGGUAAUUACGACGGUUACACGUUUGGUGCGAAAGUGGUGAUUUGCGCGCAUGCGCAGUGUCCAAUAAAUCGCAACAAUAAUACGAAAAUACGCGCAAAAGCGACAAAAACUGAAAAAAAAUCAACGUUAAUAACGAAAAUUCAAAAUCAUAAUGGCUGUGCAAAAUCAGAACUUGCCACCAAAAUCACCGCAUUUGACCGCAAAAACCGCCACAGACGCCACAACAACAAACACACAUACGAACGCCACACAACCGUUGGCGAAAACACGCACGAAAUUCGGUCAAGCGGCAGCAGCAGCAGCAGCUGCAACUGGAGCCGCCACCGAAUUGGGGCAUAACACACAAGUAUCGGGUGGCGCAGGUGGUGCUUCGAUGAUGCCAACGCCAGCGGGCGCAGCGGCGCCGACAGCAGUUCCGAAUGGUGGUCCGCGCGUGUCAUUCAAUCGGGAUGUGCAUGUUAAACGAAUCGGAAAACAUCCAAACGAACUAACGAAUUACGAAACAACUAAUUUACAACCACCACAAAAGACCAUACCAUCGUACCACCAACUGCCCGCAGACCUCUCCGAAGAGAGCAUACGCAAAGAAGCCGCUUUGGUACUCGCACAAGCCGAACGUCAUAAGAGCAAAGCCGAGAACGGCGAUAAUAUACCCACAUUUAAGGUACGUACAAAACGUAGCGGUGAUCCGAACCCCAAGAAGUUCCACUCAUUACCCACACGCAAAAAGAAGUCGCCCGCUAAGCCAGUAUCGCGCAGCGUAAGUGACGCAGCUGCCAAAAAGAACGCGAAACGGCCAUCAAUAUUCAAUAUCUUCAGUCGACGUAGCGAUACGAAUGUCAAUCAGGUGGACCGUGAUCCACGAUUCGAAGACAGCGGCGGUCGACGUUUAGUACGUAGCAAGAGUGAUGUUGGCUCUUACAAUAAAGAAGAGCGUAAAUACAAGAAAUCUUUGAAGGAACCCAAAUCUAACGCUGCUGCACAGGGUGGACUGCAGACAUUGAACAGCUCCAGUAAGCAACAGCUUAUCAACACACCACUCAGUCCCAUAAUUGAGAACGCGCAGAAGGAGGACUAUUUUGCAGAGCAAUUCAAUAGGGAGCGUCGCAAAUCGGAGGCUAUAACUGAGCGAGAAAAGCAUGAGAGUGGACUGAGUGAACUGCUCGAACGCAGUCGCAGACAAGCUGAAGAGGACGAUAAUAUUUUGGGCAAAGGCCAUAUAUCACACGCGAUACGCGAUAAAAUACUAAGCUUACAAUCCAAAUCACAAGACAAUAUGCAUAGUUCACAGUUGCCGGCACAAAAGUUGCCGCUCACCAAAGGUGUCACCGUGAAUGGCUUAGCGAAGCGUUUGUCAAUGGAACGCUUCUCACCACCACCGCCACUCUCCGGUCCAGCCUUCUCAUAUAUACGCCCCAAUGAAGGCAUUAUGUAUGCGCAGUUGGAUCAUAAUGAAGAUGAAAAUCGCUAUCGUCGCGAGUACAUACACUCGCCCAACAGGGAAUUGCGUACACCCUUGCGUGAAUAUCGUUCACCGGCACGUGAUAUACGUGAUAUGCGCUCACCGGAACGCGAGCUGCAAACACCCACAAAGACGCUGAGCCGCCAGUCAGUCGACCGCACUGACUUCACUACUAGUCAAAACAAUCUUAAGAAUGCCUACAACUACAAUACGCAUAACGGUCGUAUCGGAAACGGCAAUGGCAGUCGCAUUAUUAUUGAACAAUCGACGACGCGUGCCUCGCCAGGCACAUAUGGAUCACCUAACGGCCAGGUAGGUCCAACGACUAUACGCAUCACAAACUCGCACUCUCCAUCACCAUGGCAACAGCUCAGUCCACGUAAUUUGAGCGAUGAGGACGAAGGAUUGGGCAUUGAAACACGAAAAUACUACGAAGACGAGUCUACAGCGUUGACACAAUCGCGCAGCAGCAAAUCGCCCGCUGAACCACCAAUUGUACCGGUCAUACGUAGCAUUACGCCGACGAUCGAAAAUGACUAUGACACGCAUGGCUAUCAAUCGCCGACACGUGAUGAACCUAUGAAUGAUAUUGGAUAUCGACGUGCGCGUCUUGAGUCGCGCAUACUAACGCGACGUUUCGGUGAGCCGACGACAUUGGAACGUAAUGGCUACCACCGUGAUGUGGAAACCUCACCGGAACGCUUCGAACGCAAUGGUUAUCAACGUGAUAUAGGCGCAUCACCAGAACGUAAUAGAGAAGUACGCGAGCAGUCCGCAUAUCAGCGCUACCUCAGUCCCGAACGCGAGAGAGAGUCAUAUGAACCACGCUUCCAUAAAAUGGAAACUUCGGAAAUAUUAAAUAAAUAUUCGCCGGAACGUUCACAUCUGGAUAUCAUCGCACCAACAACGGUGCCGGUUACAACACCAUUGAUGGAGAAAACGUCUCGUUAUAAGCACACAAAAUACUAUGACGACGGACGUGGCGGUGUAAAAGAAGUUUAUGAACGGGAAACACACUUGGAUGCCGAUGGAAAACCACAUGUACGCGAGACACGUCACCGUGAACGCAUGGACGGCUCUAUGGAACGUCAGCAACUGCAGGACUAUGAGCCGAAGAGCUUGGAUUCACAGCUAACAAGCACAGAUCAAUAUCGCUCCUCACCCGAAAAUAUGAAACGUUAUGAAAUGGGCACGGCACACACACAAGAUUGGCAUGGCAGCAGUUUGAAGCGUGACAAGCUCCAACAGCGCAGCUUCGACAAGGGAGACUCCGGUAUUGAGAAUGACUUCCGCAAGGAAUCCUUCAAUGGCGAGCUCACAUCCAGAUGGCGCAAACGCACCAUUGCCGACGACAUAAAAGCCUGUGAGGCUUUCCUGCGUAAGGAGCGCCGUCACAUCGAGCAGCUGCAUGUCGCACGGCGUCGAGAUAGUUAUGUCUACCGCGAACGUUCCAUCGAUGAUGGCUCACAUUACGAUCCACACUUAGACAAAUAUCCCGCUGCAACGAGUACGCUGCGACGCAAGGAUCAACAGUCACAGACGGCCGGCACGGAGACGCUGAAACGCAACAAAAAGCUCGGCGGUUUCGAGAAGGUGAAGCAACUCUUCACCGGCGGCAGUGGCGGCGGUGGCGGUAGCGGCAGCGGUAGCGAAGGUGGCAAGUCGGGCAAGAAGGAUGGCGACCGACAAGCGCGCGGCAACAGCAGUACCGCCACCAGCAGCAGCGUGCAGACCACAAGAACGGGCACAGCCAAAGACAAAGACAGCAGUGGUGGCGAGAAGGAACGCCCUCGUUACAUGGUGAAAGAGGAGGAGAUGCGUUCGCGUUACAGUGAGCAUCGCGGAAGUGCCGGUUCGGCUGCGUUAGCAGCAAUGCUGCACGAUGACGCGUUGCGCGAACCAAAGGCCACGGAUAUCUCGAUGCGUCGACGUCUGUCUACACCCAAAGCUAGUCCAUUGCUGCUCAAGCGUACCUCAUCCGACAAGCCGAAGAAGGAGUCACCACUCGCUAAGCCCGAGAAAGUCAGCUGGUUCAAGUCAUUGGACAGGCGCUCGAAGAGCAAAUCAAAAGAAAAGCUUGAUGUUUCGGUUAACGGACAGAGCGAGUCCUCAACAAUGAAACGUACGAAGAAUUCGGCGCGUACUAGCACAGCGCCACCACCCAUACCACCCAAAAACUUGCGUUUCUUUGGAGAUACGGAUAUAGACUCGAAUCCGCCGACUAUAACCAAAGCUAAUACUACACUCAAACAACGCCCCACUGUAGCAACCACAUUGAAUCGGUCGCAAAAAUACUCACAGAGCGCUUAUAAUUUGGACCGCCUCAAUAGCAAUCCCACACAAAGCGACUAUCGCCGUCACCUCUCCGCUGCCACACAAACGACUGGUGGUGGUGUUGGCGCUUCACGCCACAAAAGUUCUUCGAUGCAUAAUUUGGAAAAUGGCGGUGAAGUGGGCGGCGAUGAAGUCGAUUUCCGCAAACGACGACACUACUCACGCUCACGUGAUCUGGACGAUAUAUCGGAGAGUGGGUCCGAAACUGAAGAUCAACACAAACGUCCCAACGGUGGCGUUGGCGGUGCGCGCACCUUGUCACGUGAACGUUUGGAUCGUUCGCAUCGGUAUGAUGAUCACACUUAUCGACGUAGCAACGAUCGUCACGGCACGCCUUUGGCCAUGUCCACAUCAACGCCGAAUGGCAUUGAUGCAGGUGGCAAUGAGAGAGAAGUCAGACGAACUCAUCAUCACCACUUGAUAGGACCACCAAAACCGGCACGUAGUGCUGAACGCCGUGGCACAUCUGCUUACUCGAGAGAACGUGACCGCUUUCCGGCCGAGAGCUCGGGUACUGAAGGCGAAUCCAGUUUACACAGUCAACGCAGUGUCGUCUAUUUGCAUGCCACGACAGUCGGUGCCAUACCACAGCCAUAUCACUUGAGACGUCGUUCCAUAUCACGUGACGAUCUGCGCUCGAACAAGAGCAAACCUCAACCGUUACAGCCGAUGACACGCACCGUCUCACGCUCUGUGUCGAUGUUGGCGCCAUGGAAACCGAAGCUCAUUAGCGAAGGUUACGAAAUCAAUUACUCACAAGAGCAAAACAAACGAAUGGCGACAAUGCCGCGAAAGCCGCACAUGAGCAGUACGAGCACGCUCACACGUACCAGUAAGAAAUCGGAGACGCCCACUACGCGCACACUACGUCGACACGAUCAUCUCAAGGACGAUCAAUCUUCGUUGCGGCACUCCUCCACCACGAGCGCCUCGAAGUCGGCACUUUCGUCAAAUAUACGCAGCGGCGAUGGACGACGAAAGCUCAAGUAAAGCACAUCGUGCGGCGUAAUUGUGGAGCGACAUGCAUGUCGCUUGCGGAAGCUCGGUAGUACGAGUGCGGGGGGCGUAUAUUAACCAAACUAGAAUUAUUUAACUGCAGGAAAUAUUUUAGCUUUGAGUUGAAAUGUUGCGAAACGUUCAAUUGAAAUAAUCAACACACACACACGCGUGCAUACGAAAAUCUUUUUUUUUUUGUGCAUUGCAAGAGCGCGAAAAGCUUUCGGCUGUGUGUCGCAAUUGGUGCUCUUCGUUUAACAAAAGCGCGCAUGUCGCAGCGCUUAAGCCAGCACAUACACACACGCGCAUAAUUCUAAUAUUUUUAGUUGUUUUAAGUGCCUUCUUCUAAAACCCCCCUCCUAAUCUUUAUGCAUAACAACGAAAGCUUAUCACUUAGCUUUUAAGCACAAAUAUGUAAAUGAGUGCGCACACAAGUUAAUUCUAUGCAAUAAAUACAGUGGCCAAUAUACAUACAUACAUACAUACGUACAGAUAUGCAUACUAUAACGGUAGUUAUGUAAAUAAGUGUUACCGUUACAUUGUCGAGUGUGUUAAUUAUAUGUAAUGUCCCCUAACGCUGCUCUCUAAGCCUCUACUCUCCCUGUUUGUAGAAGGUAUGUAUGUAUGUGUUGUGUUUUCUGAAAUUGUCAAGCUAAUUUAAUUAAUGAUUUGUUUAGUAUUUAAGUGCCAGUUAAUAUUAAAGCAAAUGAUAUAUAACUACAAUACUAAUAAAUCGUACUUAAUUCGUUUCUAAUACAUUUAAUUUACGUACCAUUUUUAUAAUGGACUCUUGUAAACUGUAUAAUUCUUGCGAAAUAAAGGAUGUGAGAUGGGAGUGUAAUAAAAUUAAAA